AAGAGACGGACAGGGCCGGCCGCUUGCUUGCUGUCGGUUCAGAAGGAGAAGGCAGAAAUGGCCGCUACUACUGCUCAGCCCUUGGGGACCCUGCCCAGUGGAGUGGAGAUCUGCACCACAGCCCCAGAUAUAUUUUACCUGCCUGAACUGGUGUUUGGAGGUCUGGUUUGGAUUCUGGUGGCAUCGACACACGUGUUCCCACCAAACCCUUUGGGAUGGGUGAUGUUCGUCUCCGUCUUCUGUUUCAUCAUGACCUUCCUCUGGCUGAUCAUUUUUGCCACUGGGGUUCACAAGAGCAGCUCUGGCUGGGCAGCUGCUGACUUCAUUUACCAUUUCCUAGCAGUGCUCUUCUACCUCAGUGCAGGGGUGGAUUUGGCUUACAUCACGUUUCAAAAUAAAGAGAACGAUACGAGAGUGUACAAGAUUGAUAUUUCUGCUGUGGUUUUUGCCUUUGCAUCCACACUUCUCUACUUUAUCCAUGCCAUCCUCUCUGCCAUCCGGUGGAAACAUUUCUGAAGCCACAGACUACAAGAAAUGCAGCACAUUUUAUCUGCAACAGUUCACACAAAACACACAUGUUUGUUCUUCAACCUCGUAGGGACCGUGCAUUGACUUCCAUUCAUUUUUUUAGACUUUACA
Molecule: messenger RNA, 639 nt
Organism: Austrofundulus limnaeus
Lineage: Eukaryota; Metazoa; Chordata; Actinopteri; Cyprinodontiformes; Rivulidae
Gene: malb
Product: mal, T cell differentiation protein (MAL blood group) b
Biological process (GO): myelination
Cellular component (GO): membrane
Molecular function (GO): structural constituent of myelin sheath
Source: RefSeq, a predicted model, not a curated record